GCCAGCGCGGCCCGAGCCCGGCCGAGCCGUGCCGCGCGCUCGUCUACUUCCCUGCGCGCAGUAUCAAGAAACAGAACGGCAAGAGCUUCAAGGACCUGACGCGCAUUCUGGAGGAGCAGCACGGUGACGCGCCGGACAUGGCCAAGACGGAGGACCAGCUGGCCUCGGAGCGCGCUUGGCAGGACGCCGACCAGGUAUGGCUGGUCCACAAGGAGGGCUUCUCGGCGGCGCGCCUGCUGCGGCCGCCCGACGACGACGCCGGCGGCCAGCCGGCCGACGGACGCGUCAAGAUCCGGCUCCAGGACAGCAACGAGGUCAUCGAGGUCGACGAGGACGACAUCGAGAAGGCGAACCCGCCGCAGUUUGACCAGACGGAGGAGCUGUCACAGCUGCGGCACCUGAACGAGUCGUCGGCGCUGCACACGCUGCGCCAGCGGUACGGCAGCAACCUGAUCCACACUUCGGCCGGCGCCAGCACGCUGGUCGUCAACCCCAUGUCGAGCCUGGCCAUCUACUCCGAUAAGGUGAUCCAGAUGUUCCGCGGCUGCAAGCCAGAGGACAUGCCGCCUCACAUCUACUGCACGGCGCAGACGGCAUACCGGGCGCUGCUGGGCCAGCGCCAGGACCAGAGCCUGGUGCUGCUGGGCCGCAGCGGCAGCGGCAAGACCACCAACGCCCGCCACCUGCUCCACUACCUGGUCACAGCCGCCACGGCCGCCGCCGCGCCGGCGCAACGGCCGCUCACCGUGGAGAAGCUGCACGCCGCCUGGACGCUGCUGGAGGCGUUCGGCAACUGCAGGACGGUGAUGAACACCAACGCCACCCGCUUCACGUCCGUCUUCAGCCUGGACUUUGACCAGUCCGGUCAGGUGGCGUCGGGCUCCGUUCAGGUGCUGAUGCUGGAGCGAGGCCGCGUGGUGCGCCGGCCAGAGGGCGAGCCCAACUUCCACGUGUUCUACCAACUGCUGGCCGGCGCCGACCCGGCGCUGCGGCAGCGGCUCCAGCUGGACGACGGCGCCGACACCAAUGGCUUCAUGACGCCCCUGCAGAAGCCGGAGGACAAGCAGCGCGCCACGGUGGCCUGGUCCCGCCUGCUGCAGGCGGCCGGCACGCUGGCCGUCCAGCCGGCGGAGGCCGACGCCCUCUGGGCUGUGCUGGCCGCCAUCUUCCACCUGGGCGCCGCCGGCGUCAGCAAAGGUGCGCUCUCGUCCGACAAGUACCAGUUCGCCGAGCCGGGCGCGGCGCGGCGCGCCGCCGCGCUGCUCGGCGUGCGCUUGGAGGAGCUGGCGCGCGCCAUCUUUGCCUCGCAGUCGUCGGGCGCGGCCACGCUGGCGCGCUCGGCCUACCGCACGCCGCCGCGCGCCCAGGACGCCGAGCGCACGGUCGAGGGGCGCGAGGCGCUCGAGGCGUUCGUGGCCGGCCUCUACGGCGACCUGGUGUCCGUGCUGGUGUCGCUGAUCAAUAGGUCCAUUUCCAGUCCUGCCCACACGAUCAACUCCAUCGUGGUGGUGGACACGCCCGGCUUCCAGAACCCGAGCUCGUGCGGCCGCCAGGGCGGCGCCACUUUCGACGAGUUCUGCUAUAACUACGCGCAGGAGCGGCUGCAGCUGCUGUUCCACGAGCAGACCUUCAUCAACGAGCGGGACAGAUACGCCCAGGAGAACAUCGCGUUGAACAUGUCGGAGCUGGAGGGCGACGUGUCGGCGCCGGCGCCGCUGGUGGCGACGCUGGACCGCGCGCCGGCGGCGCGGCUGGUGCGCAGCUCGCAGACGGAGCUGCGCGGCGCCGAGCGCAGCGGCCUGCUCUGGCUGCUGGACGAGGAGGCGCUGCAGCCGGCGCCCUCCGACGCCGCCUUCCUCGAGAAAACGCUCGCCAUGUACGACUCGCGAGCCGACCAGCAGGUGCUGGUUAAGGGCCCGGCGGCCGGCCACGUCACCCUGCAGCACUUCCAGGGCACUAACCCGGUGACCUACGAUGUCAGCGGCUGGGUCAGGGCCGCCAGGGAGCCGCCUGCCGGACGCAACGCGGCCACGCUGCUCCAGGAGUCCAACAAGGAGACGGUGAGCCGCCUGUUCGUGUCGGCCCGCGGCGCCGGCGUCGGCCCGUCGGUCGGCGGCGGCUCGGUGGUCGGCAUCGACGGCUCGCUCUCGCUGCGGCGCGCCUCCAGCAUCCGGCGCACCUUCACCACCGGCCCCGCCGGCAUCAAGCGCAACAGCCGCGCCCUGCUCGUCAAGUUCCAGCUGGACGGCAUUGUGGAGCAGCUGCGGCGCACGCGGCCGCGCUUCGUCCACUGCCUGCUGCCGCAACACGACGCCGGCCUGUGCGCCCUCCGGCCGGCCACCGCGCCCGCCAAGCCCGCCAAGCCCGGCAGCCCCGAGGAGGUCGUCAUCAACGUGCCGCUGCUGCGGUCGCAGCUGCGCGGCGCCCAGCUGCUGGACGCGCUGCGGCUGCACAAGCAGGGCUACCCGGAGCACAUGCCGUUCGCCGAGUUCGGACGGCGGUUCGCGCUGCUGGCGCCGGACGCGGCCGGCGAGCAGGACGAGGCCGGCGACGAGCGCGCCGCCGCCGACCAGCUGAUGCUGCAGCUGGACGUGGACACCACCGCCUACCGGCUCGGCCUCAGUCAGAUCUUCUUCCGCUCGGGGGCGCUGACGCGGCUGGAGGAGCAGCGCGACGAGCGGCUCCAGGACAAGGUGGUGCGCCUGCAGGCGUGCUGCCGCGGCCUGCUGGCGCGCAGGCAGUUCGCCCGGCUCAAGGUUCAGGACCUGGCCAUCCGCUGUAUC
Molecule: messenger RNA, 2783 nt
Organism: Pollicipes pollicipes
Lineage: Eukaryota; Metazoa; Arthropoda; Thecostraca; Pollicipedomorpha; Pollicipedidae
Product: unconventional myosin-XVIIIa
Exons: 16
Biological process (GO): actin filament organization
Cellular component (GO): cytoplasm; myosin complex; actin cytoskeleton
Molecular function (GO): actin filament binding; microfilament motor activity; ATP binding
Source: RefSeq, a predicted model, not a curated record